UGUGUGUGUGUGUGUGUGUGUGAUAAACCAGUCUCAGGUCCUCCGCUGUCGGUGUUGGUCCGGUGUUGUGUCGGAGUCUGUUUCCCAGCGAUGUGUGUCCCCCCUCCUCGAACAGAACCGGAUCCUCAAAUCGAACCCAAACCGCCUUUUUCUGUCAUUCUGAACCUGAACCGAACCUCGACCGGUACCCGAGUUUAGCAUCUCGGCGACGGCGAACCAACCACAACAAGACCCGGACCGAGACCCCGAACCCGGUUCUGUUGUUGGAGGAUGGGGAACACGGUCCGGACGGGAAACACAGUCCGACACAGAACCUCGCUGCUGCUAACUAACAAGGGGUCCCUGCAGUUUGAGGACAAGUGGGAUCUGAUGCGGCCCAUCGUUCUCAAGCUGCUCAGACAGGAGGCCGUCACCAAGCAACAGUGGUUCGACUUGUUCUCAGACGUCCAUGCUGUGUGUCUAUGGGACGAUAAAGGACCAGCCAAAAUCCACCAAGCCCUCAAAGAGGACAUCCUAGAUUUUAUCAAACAAGCACAGGCUCGGGUGCUUAGCCACCAGGACGACACAGCGUUGCUAAAGGCCUACAUCGUAGAGUGGAGGAAGUUCUUCACCCAGUGCGACAUCCUGCCCAAACCCUUCUGUCAGCUGGAGAUCACACUGAUGGGCAAACAGGGCAGCAACAAGAAAACCAACAUGGAGGACAGCAUCGUGCGUAAGCUGAUGCUGGACACGUGGAACGAGUCAAUCUUCUCCAACAUAAAGAGUCGCCUGCAGGACAGCGCCAUGAAGCUGGUGCACGCUGAGAGGCAGGGGGAGGCCUUCGACUCCCAGCUUGUUAUAGGUGUACGAGAGUCAUACGUGAAUUUGUGUUCGAACCCAGAAGACAAGCUGCAGAUCUACAGGGAUAACUUUGAGAAGGCAUACCUGGACUCCACAGAGAGGUUUUACAGAACACAGGCGCCGUCCUACCUGCAACAGAACGGCGUCCAGAACUACAUGAAAUAUGCAGAUGCAAAGCUGAGAGAAGAGGAGAAGAGAGCACUUAGAUAUCUAGAGACACGUCGUGAAUGUAACUCUGUUCAAGCACUUAUGGAGUGUUGUGUGAACGCUCUGGUGACCUCGUUCAAAGAAACCAUCCUAGCUGAAUGUCCAGGGAUGAUCAAACGCAACGAGACAGACAAGCUGCACCUGAUGUUUUCACUCAUGGACAAGGUUCCCAGCGGGAUCGAGCCCAUGCUGAAAGACCUGGAAGAACAUAUCAUCAAUGCUGGACUGGCAGACAUGGUGGCUACUGCUGAGACUAUCACUACUGACUCUGAGAAGUAUGUGGAGCAGCUGUUGACUUUGUUUAACCGCUUCAGUAAACUGGUAAAGGAGGCCUUCCAGGACGACCCACGCUUCCUCACUGCAAGAGACAAGGCUUACAAGGCUGUUGUCAACGACGCCACAAUCUUCAAACUGGAGCUGCCUCUGAAACAGAAAGGUGUGGGCAUGAAGACUCAGCCGGAGUCAAAGUGUCCCGAGCUGCUGGCAAACUACUGUGACAUGCUGCUGAGGAAAACUCCUCUGAGCAAGAAACUCACCUCAGAGGAAAUCGAGCUCAAACUCAAAGAAGUGCUCUUGGUGUUGAAGUACGUCCAGAAUAAAGACGUGUUCAUGCGAUACCACAAAGCUCACCUGACCAGGCGCCUGAUCCUGGACAUUUCAGCAGACAGUGAGAUUGAAGAGAACAUGGUGGAGUGGCUGAGAGAAGUAGGAAUGCCUGCUGAUUAUGUGAACAAGCUGGCCAGGAUGUUUCAGGACAUCAAGGUCUCGGAGGAUCUCAAUCAGGUCUUCAAAGAGAUGCACAAACACAACAAGCUGGCUCUUCCAGCAGACAGCGUGAACAUUAAGAUCCUGAACGCUGGAGCGUGGUCACGAAGCAGUGAGAAGGUUUUUGUCUCGCUGCCCACGGAGCUGGAGGACCUGAUCCCCGAGGUGGAAGACUUCUACAAGAGGAAUCACAGCGGGCGCAAACUCCACUGGCAUCACCUCAUGUCCAACGGCAUUAUCACCUUUAAAAACGAGGUGGGUCAGUACGACCUGGAGGUGACGACGUUCCAGCUGGCGGUGUUGUUCGCCUGGAACCAGCGACCCAGAGAGAGAAUCAGCUUCGAGAACCUCAAACUGGCCACAGAGCUGCCGGACGCAGAGCUACGCCGCACACUCUGGUCUCUGGUCGCCUUCCCCAAGCUGAAGAGGCAGGUCUUGUCUUAUGACUCUCCAGUUAACUCUCCCAAAGACUUCACAGACAGCACGCUUUUCUACGUCAACCAGGAGUUCUCCCUCAUCAAAAACUCCAAAGUCCAGAAGCGAGGGAAGAUCAACCUGAUUGGUCGACUGCAGCUGACCACAGAGCGAAUGAGAGAGGAGGAGAAUGAAGGAAUCGUGCAGCUCAGAAUACUCAGGACUCAGGAGGCCAUCAUCCAGAUCAUGAAGAUGAGGAAGAGGAUCAGCAACGCCCAGCUGCAGACGGAGCUGGUGGAGAUCCUGAAGAACAUGUUCCUGCCGCAGAAGAAGAUGAUCAAGGAGCAGAUCGAGUGGCUCAUCGAACACAAGUACAUAAAGAGGGAUGAGGCAGACAUCAACACCUUCAUCUACAUGGCAUAGGCAGCGAGCGAGCGAGGGAGUGCUUUCUUACUCCGGUUUUUACUCCUGGCCUGUGACCGGCGCUUUAAAAACCUGCGAGAGGAGAGAGACGAGGAACAAAAGGAUGUGUGUGACUAUAAGUACGGAGUGUUGGAGGAAGAGGGAGAAGCCUUUCAGCAAAAAUGUGGAUCUUUCUGUGUUUGUGAGACACCUGCGCGUUAUCGGAGGCGUCGGACUGUCUGUUUGUCUCUGCUGCCCUCUAGUGUCGCUCAGAGGAGCGGCACUGCAGCGUGCGCCGUCUGUCAGCAGCUCAGAAGAAAACAUCAAAUAGUGACAUUAUUAAAAUUAAAUACUUCCUGCCUUACUUUCAUCAGCAACAGACUGCAGACGAGGAGGAGGAGUGAGGAGGAGGAGGAGCAGUGAGGAGGGGAUGGAGAACAAACAUUAUAAGCUGAUAUCAAUCCGUUGCUUUCACUUAAUGCCAGAGCAGCAGCAGCCAUCUCAGCGGAAGCCACUUUGCAUCCCUGCUCUUCUAUAUUUGUCAUUUUUGAACUGGGAAUGCAAAAAAAAGCCGCCAAGAGUGAAAGCUGCCGUCAAGGAGGAGAAACGAAACUACCGAGGAGUAUUUUGCCAAAUUGUGUGUGUGUGUGUGUUUGGAUGCAUGGUGUGUAUCUGGUCUUUUAGGUGUGUGUGUGUGUGUGUGUGUGUGUGCACUUUGAAACAGCAUGCUGCUUUAUGAUUUUUGUUUCUUUCUGUUCAGUGGAAGGUCUGUCUGUCACGCGUUGUGGUUGUGUGUGGACGUGUUGGGACGUUCACACUGUUUGAAUGCUGAAGUCUUGGCGCCCUGUGGCAGGUAAAGUUUGUCCACAGGUGAACAGGUGUUGUCUGUGUCCGGGAAGUGAUCAUACUGCAAACUAUUUAUUUGGUGUGUGACGGCCCGCGUUGUGAACAUUGUGAGAUUAAAUACCAGCUGAAAGCAUCAAAGAGUCUAGAUAAUGUAAGAAAAAGACAAAAACUCACUUUGACUAUCACCUGUGACAGACGUGUUUCAGUGAAACUGAAUGAGCUGCUGUUUUUGGGGUCUUUCCGCCCAGUGAGAACGAUGUCUGAGCUGUUGUAGUGUUCAUGUAGCCAUUCUGUGUGUGUGUGUGUGUGUGUGUGUGUGUGUGUGUGUGUGUGUGUGUGUGUGUUGCCCUCUCUGACCUCUUUCUGGCCAAACGCACAGAUCCAUCAGACAAACACAAACACACACUCAGACAGAAAUAAUCUGUAAUUCUCAGAGUGAAUGUGCAAAGAUGUUCGGUCACGUGUCAGUCAUAGUUUUCUGAUUUAUUUUCACUCUGUGGAGGAGCCGUUCAUCACGAUCUGCACUUUCCUCUGAAGCUGAUGUGGUGAUGCAGACGUCUUUCUCAAAGUUACUGGGAGUUUCAUCUUUUAGUCCUUCAGAUGUCAUAGGUUGAUGUAUCAGUUCACAGGUCAGCAAACACGUAACAAGACAAGCACAGAAAUGCCAAAGAUACUUUUGGAAGUAGUUUGGAAACGACGCCUCCGUUACAGUUUGUCUUGCAGAGAACAAAACGUUCAGUAGUUAUCUAGAGUCUAAAAUCAAGAUAGAAACAUUCUCUGACUCUCUCUGUGGGAACUCAGAGUAAAUAAAAUAUUUUUUUGAUGUAGUUCAGUUUAAGAUGAGUCAAACUUUGUGUUUUAAGUUUGGAUCAGCAGGUGACAAAUCAGAUGACAAAAGGCGCUUUCUGCUUCCUGUGUGUGUGUGUGUGUGUGUGUGUGUGUGUGUGUGUGUGUGUGUGUGUGUGUGUGAGAAUGGCUAUUCAAAACAAACCUGAAAGUAACUGAAACACUGCGGUCACAUUCAUUUAAAAUAUUUUGAAUCAUAGUUCAUACAGCAGCUCUCCUGCACGUGUUCAGCCCUGUCAGUUAAAACAGAAACUUCAGUACGACGAGUGAAAAAGGGAAGAAGAAGAUCAGAAGAUGUCAGAAACAUUUUUUAAGAAAGACGACACGUCCAUUUAAAAUCAUCCUGAAAGUUUCUGAUGUGUGCGACGUGCAGAGCAGCGAGGAAGAGGAAAGACAACAGUGAAUGUUUUUCUAUUUAUUCUAUAUUUAUAAAGAAUGUUACUUUCUUUGUCUGUUGAAAUGUGUCUUUGUGUCCUGUUUCUUCUUCACACUGAAGAGAAGAAAAAACGAGUUCGGCCUGGUUUCAUUUAUUUUCUGAUGAUUGGAUUCAUACCUGCAGUUUGUCAAAGCAAAACAAAGACUCGUCUUGUUUUCACUGACUCUAAAUGUGGUGACAGUUUUUUUGGGGUGUUGAUGAGCUGAAACAAAAUCCUCCUGUCAGUCACGUUAUGCAGUUUUCUUCUCUAUGCACAGACGCAGUGGAUCAGACUUUAAAACAUCCUGUAAGUACACAGAGUUCAUGUCAAUGUAAAUGAGCUCCGCUUGUUUGAACAAUGCUAAAAAUAAUUAGUGUUUGUUGAAGCGACAGUUUGGUGACAGGUGACUCUGUUUAUAUUUUAUUUACAUUUAAAGCAGUGGAAUGACGGCAUUCUGGGAAAUGUAGGUUAGUCCUAUAAUAAGACGGCAGAACUCGGUCCACCAGGAAAAUAAAACAACGCAAACAUUUCUCCUUUAAUGACUCUCCUUGUGUUCAGUGUAAACAUCUGGACAGAUGUUUCCAGAUGUUUUGUGGUUUCUGUUGCUGCUGUGACAGCAGGUGGCUCCAGCAGUCACACAUUUUGUGUUAAUGACUGAAUACAUAAACAUUACACCUAGUUCUGAACAUCAUUUCACAAACUCUGAAUCUUUCUCGUCCAUCAUCGUCCAGCUUAUCAUGUUACACCUGUGGUCUAAUACUUUCUGCACCAUCAUGACAAACCAUUCAUCUUUACCUGCUGUCACAUUUUAUUUGAAAUGAAUCUGUUUCACUCCACGUUCCUCUAGAGAGAGGUCACGUAGCACAUUUUGAGAAUCAGUGAUCUAAUAAAACAGACCUGCCACAUUUAUUUGAAUCAAACUCCAUUCAUUCAUGUUUCUUUCUGAGGUCACACUUUAACAUAUUUAAAGGUGUUUUUUUUAUUAUUUUCUAACUGUCACUAUUUUCCUUUUUUAGUUUGAACGUCUUUAUUCAAACUAUAAGAAACACAGAGUGUGUGUGUGUGUGAGAGAAGGCUGAGCUUUAAACAAACUGAACAAAAACAUAUUGAAGUAUUUCAGUAUCACUUCCCUCCACGAGAACUUUUCUUUAGUCACAGGUACUGGUGUUAUUUUAGUCAUUCUGUAUGUGUUAUAUUUUGUCCAGUCAAUGAUCAGUGUUAGCUCCUGGUCAGAGACGCCUGGUUUGUUUCAUCAUGAGGAGCUGCAGUCCUCCAUCAGCCCGGCCUGCACAGGGCGUCACACCUGUAGCCUUGUAUCAUGACACAAUCAGCUGAUGUCACUACACGAGAGUAAGGACAUUAAACUUUGUUUGUUGGAGCGUGGGAGGAGAGCGGUUCAGACUUCUUUCAUGUGCUGCGUUGUUUUUUUGCUUGUUUCAAAUAUUUUUUAAGGUUGAAUAAUUUAUUUCCUGGCAAAAUAAA
Molecule: messenger RNA, 6218 nt
Organism: Larimichthys crocea (large yellow croaker)
Lineage: Eukaryota; Metazoa; Chordata; Actinopteri; Sciaenidae
Product: cullin-5-like
Exons: 19
Coding region: 271-2649 (792 amino acids)
Biological process (GO): ubiquitin-dependent protein catabolic process
Cellular component (GO): cullin-RING ubiquitin ligase complex
Molecular function (GO): ubiquitin protein ligase binding
Source: RefSeq, a predicted model, not a curated record